Molecule: messenger RNA, 2760 nt
Organism: Symbiodinium sp. CCMP2456
Lineage: Eukaryota; Dinophyceae; Suessiales; Symbiodiniaceae
Source: the annotation of a GenBank genome assembly
GUGACAAUCUUACAUGACGAUACGAACGUGUUCCUGAACCAGGAUGCUGCCGAUGCUGGCUUAGCUGCGGAGCAGGGAAAGAAAUCCAAGCGGGGAUCUUUGAAGCGGCAGUCACUGAUGGGCAUGGUGCAAAGGGUAUUUGUGCGGAGGGAUGAAGACGUGUGCAAACCUGAUGCAAGCGGGGAGACAGUCCAGAUUCAUGUUCCCCGUGGUUGGGGGGAGCUGGCUUGUGGACGCUUUUUCAAACUGUGUACCGACGCCUGUCCGGCGAAUUUCAUGCACAUUGCAGCAGAGCAUCACGGAUGGAAUCAGUUGCGGGCGUCGCAUGAUCUGAACGCGUGCGGCACUAUGAAUCUCGAAGUAAACUGCUUACACCAUCAGGCCUGUUUGGCGAGAAGGCCAAUUAUUUUGUACAUCGAUGGUUUGGCCGCUUCAACAGUCAGGCUUGCGAAAGCCAUGCGAGGGUCUAAAUUCCAGCAAAGCAUCGAGGACGGCAUUGGUAUUUUGGUCAAUAAGAUGGACAGAAUCGAGGUGGCUGAACUGCCUGAAUCGGUCAAAGAAUUCCAGGAAAAACAGGAUAUCAUGUUAACGUUGGCAGCAGGCUCUUCAUUGACAUCCGAUCAACGGAAGCUAGUGUUGCGUAUGUUCAAUGGAAACUGGGAGAGUGCCCGCGACAACUGGCAACAGGGUGAGUGGACUCAUUGGUGCUGCUCCGGUUGUUGCGCCUCUGAGGAGAUCAGUAAACGAAGUGCUCGAGAAGCAUUGCCAGUGUUGUUCCAAGCGUUUGCAUCCGAGCCACUGUUGUACCGGUGGAAGCAUUGGGAGCCAUUUCUGGAGUGGGUUCUUCGAGGGAUUGUAGUCAAUGGCUUCCUGAAGUUUUUGAUCACACAAUGCGCGCCGAAAGACGAGAAGGACCGGGCAGAUUGGGAUGAGGGUGAUCCCGCCAUGAGCUUUGCCGAAAAACAAGCAGUCCGUGUCAGCAAAUGCCAGAAAGCAUUGACUGAACCUGAUUUCCAUGUCAUCCUAUUCAAAGCGCUGAUCUCUGCACAGCCCCUGCGGCAACUUAUGGACGACGUCUCCUUGGUGGAAACGUUGCGUGUCCGUUUCAUGCUUAAACAGAAAGGGGUCAAGCUUGAGAACAGCGCGGCAGAUGCGUCUGUGCAGAACAUUCGGAACAAAAACUGGGUUUUUUAUUCCGGUGAGCGAGCUUUGACCACGUUGCAAGAUUUCACUCAGUUGCUUCUCAUGGCUGAAGAAGUGACCAGCCUCACUGGGCUUCAUUUCCAAGAGCUGUUUCCAUUGCUUGUGCGUGCUAUGACUGAUUCCCACAGACGCAUGUACUACAUGACACAGAAGCUGUCGUAUAAGCUGCUGGCUGUCUUCAAAAUGUCCCUGCAAGAAGCGUGCGGUUACAUCGAGCGCCUAUGGCAGGAAUACAAGUCUCGGCCGUGCUGCCUGGACCCGCAUUUCUCACAGGUGGCGGUAGGAGUUAGGAUUGUGCCCAAUCCAGCACCUGAGUGUGCUCCGAAGCUCUUUCGGCCCUGUGCCGACUGCUUUGCUGGUGUGUGCCAAUCCAGCAAGACGCAUGCCGACGUCAUGCGCAUGACAGCGCAGUUCCAGACGAUGCUCGUGAGAUCAAAGCUGGGUGCUGGGAGCUUGUUCAAGUUUCGCGCGUUUGUGCCACCACGUGCGGAGGAAGCAUCAGCCGGUUCAGGGGGUUUCCUGAGCAACACCGUCACAGGUUCUUGGUGGGUGCUGGGAUGCACGUCAUUGAGACCGUUGGCGCAUGUGUUCUUAAAAGUGCAUCCAGUAGCAGUAGGAGCUUCUACCCUGGCUCCGGUCAUUGAUCAGGCAUCCAUGCGGGCUACUGUGGGUUCCAGUAUGGAAAUCUUCGAGUUUUACGCUAAGGCUGCCCGUGCUAGGGGCAUGGAUCCAGAAGCUCAUAUUUGCAGUUACGAGUACGUCCCCGAGUACACAGCUGCACAUGGAAACUGCCUUACUUUAUGCUCUGAUGCGGAACAUCCCAUACACGUAGGUGCCGCGGUGGAAUUACCGCCGCAGAAGAACCAUGCGACUCCACACCGGGCAACGCCGGUUCUGCCUUUUGGUAUUGUGCCCCAGACAGCAGCUCCUCCACGCAGGGGCAGAGGUGGCAGAGGCGGCAAAGGUGGUCGUUCGGCUGGGGGUGCGGGCGGGGGCAAGCGCCCAUCUCCCGCAGCAGCAGCAGGAGAUCAACCGAACCCGAGCGAUGCAGAUGACUUGCAGAUGCAGCUUUCGGAAUCCCAGCUUCAGGAGCUGGAGCAAGCAGUUGUUGUCGAAGCAUCUGCAACAUCUGAAUCCGCGUCAGGAUCGGCGUCAGCAUCAGCAUCAGGCUUGCAGGAGGAUGUCGAGUCACCCAGAGUGCUCACAAGUGCUGCAGCUGCAAGCAGUAGCGAAGUCAAGGCCAAGUUCAAUCACACGCUGGGUCUGGUAGGUUAUGGAGUUGUGAAGAGACGCUGUAAGUGUACAGUUUGCAAUGGAGCGAUAAUUCCUGGAGAUAUGAAAUUUGAGCUGGCGACUCAUUUGCAGAAGCCAAGCAAAUCGAUUCACACGACUUGUGUGACGGCGAUGCCUGCUACCUUGCAAGCCCCUUCAUCUGCUUGGCUUCAACGGCAAGUCUCCAAACCCGACAUUGCUGAAUUCGAAAAGGAGCUGUAUGAGCGCAGCCUGCAUGAUUUGCAAAUGCUCGAUUCGAUCAAUCGGCGUUCAGCUGCAGUCUGA